UGGGGCGGGCGGCAGCAGGGCUGGGAGUUCAGGUGUGCAGUCGCUCGUCGGGGCAGCCGGCUGCGGCGGCUCCAGGGCCCAGCAUGCGCGGGCGGCCUCGCGGCCACCAUGUACGUGGGCUAUGUGCUGGACAAGGAUUCCCCCGUGUACCCCGGCCCUGCCAGGCCCGCUAGUCUCAGCCUGGGCCCACAAGCCUACGGCCCUCCGCCCCCGCCCCCUGGACCCCCGCAGUACCCAGAUUUCACCGGCUACUCUCACGUGGAGCCGGGCCCCGUGCCCCCUGCAGCCUGGAGUGCGCCCUUCUCUGCGCCCAAGGACGAAUGGGCUGCCGCCUACGGCCCGGGCCCCACGGCUCCCACAGCCAGCCCGGCCCCGCUGGCAUUCGGGCCCCCUCCGGACUUUGGCGCGGUGCCCACGCCCCCGGGGCCUGGCCCGGGUCUCCUGGCGCAGCCCCUCGGCGGCCCAGGCACACCUUCCUCACCCGGAGCUCAAAGGCGGACACCCUACGAGUGGAUGCGGCGCAGCGUGGCGGCUGGAGGCGGCGGUGGCAGCGGUAAGACUCGGACCAAGGACAAAUACCGGGUGGUCUAUACCGACCACCAGCGCCUGGAGCUGGAGAAGGAGUUCCAUUACAGCCGUUACAUCACCAUCCGGCGGAAAUCAGAGCUGGCCGCCAACCUGGGGCUCACUGAACGGCAGGUGAAGAUCUGGUUCCAAAACCGGCGGGCCAAGGAGCGCAAAGUGAAUAAGAAGAAGCAGCAGCAGCAGCCUCCACAGCCACCCCCACCAGCCCAUGACAUCACCCCCACCCCAGCAGGGCCACCCCUGGGGGGCCUGUGCCCCAGCUCUGCCAGCCUCCUGGGUGCCUCCUCCCCAGUGCCUGUCAAGGAGGAAUAUCUGCCAUAGCCCCCUAACCAGCCUUGUGGGCUGGGGGCCUUGAGGACUCAGGUGCUGGGAAUGUGGCUUCUGUGGGGGCCCAGGAGUCUGAGUCCCAAGCCAUACCACUGACCUUCUGAGUAACCCUGGACAAAUCACCCACCUACUCCCUGCAUCCCCUGGGCCCAACCGUGCAGUGAACCUGUUGAAUAGGACCUUUUCCCACUUUGGUGUUCUAGGCCUCAGGGGGAUAAGGGUGCCUGGGGUGGGAAGCCUUAAUUCCCAGGAGGCAAGGUGAGGAGGAUCUAGCUCCUUCUCCAUAGGCUCAAAGGUGGGAGGCUGUUGUAGGGACCAGACUCCUGGAGAAAGGAGAUGGAAUCCAGGGAAGAUGGCUUGCAGACCAUGACCUGAGGGGGUCCAAGGGAAGGGUGUCAGCUGCCACCUGCCUUUUCCUGCAGGCUCACGUCUACCUGCCCCCAUCAUCACAUGACUCGAACCCUCUCCUUGUGGGAUGCAAAGUACAAAGCCUGCAGGAUUGAGCCUGGGCAAGAGAUGAGCAUCCUCUCUGAGCUACACAGCAUAUCCCCAUAUCAGUGGGGUUUCCAGAUUGUGGGGAGGCCCCUGCAGGGGACACAGGGGCAGAGUCUACCCUACCAAGUUUCUACCACCCCACCAGGCUGUCCCUUGGGGACCACGCCUCAGAGAGCCCCCAGAGGACUUUCUCUGAACCAAACAGACCUCACAACUGGGCAAGUGUGUUGCACAGAGAAUGGAAUCUCUUGGAUGCAGCUUCAAGAAUAAACUUUUUUUUCUCUUUUUAAAAAUGUAUAAAAAUCAUUAUAAAUAGCAUGAAAGGAAACAGCAACUGCAUAGUCCCUCCUAGUCUCUGCAGGCAUACAACAAGGUCACCUUUAAAACACAUUUGAAAGAUCAAAACACUACAUCAUUAGAGUAAGUCUAUGAGACUGUGUCAAAUUUUAAGUCCAUUUUGUAAGCAGAAUCAUCAGAUUCAAUGUUUCAGUCUUUUGAAUUUUUCAAAUACUCAGGGAUUUCUUUUAACAGAUGACAUUCGUUGGGUACUCCCACGUGCCAGGCAUGGCUGGACCUGGGGAAUGCACAGUCCUUGCCCCCAGAAUUCCUAGUCUGAGCUAUGCUUUAGGUAUCAGGGGAGCAGAGCAUCCAGGGAGUCCAGAAAGAGCUCCCAGCUUAUCUUAGAGGAUCUGGAAGGCUUCCUGGAGAAGGGGAUGUUCGAAGUGAGGCCUAUAGGACUAGUGGAUGUUGUCAAGCCAAGACGGAGGGAUGGUUAAAAAAAAAAAAAAGAUUAUGAGCAACAUGAGCUUGAAGUCUACUUUUUAGAAACUCCUGCUAUUGUCAGCUCCCUUUCAGAGGUGGAGAGGAGUCUGUUGCCUGGGGCCUUCACUCCCUAGAGGGAUCCAGUGCCAGCCGCCUGCCCCUCUGUUUACUGUUCUGGGAGGUGGCCCAGCCAUAAAAACUGUGUGCAGUCUG
This is a messenger RNA of Bubalus bubalis (water buffalo), 2382 nucleotides long. It is a transcript of the gene CDX1, whose product is annotated as caudal type homeobox 1. Gene Ontology annotation, molecular function: RNA polymerase II transcription regulatory region sequence-specific DNA binding; DNA-binding transcription factor activity, RNA polymerase II-specific. Gene Ontology annotation, cellular component: nucleus. Lineage: Eukaryota; Metazoa; Chordata; Mammalia; Artiodactyla; Bovidae. The coding region runs from base 109 to 906 and encodes 265 amino acids. The transcript is spliced from 3 exons. Gene Ontology annotation, biological process: regulation of transcription by RNA polymerase II; cell differentiation; animal organ morphogenesis. The record is from RefSeq and is a predicted model, not a curated record.